UCCACGCUUUCGUGCAGCAUCACCAAUAACCCUUAUAAGGGAGUCCAACAAUGUUGCCCAUGCCACACCACCCUUGGCUACAGGACCGGYYGCCCAGUCACCCAACUCRAGCCCUAGUCCAAGUCCACCAGAACUUCAUCUCAGCUUAGCAUCAAGCACAGAAAUGACUGACUCUGUUUUCUCUCAGGGGAAGGAGCGAGGGUACCCUUUGUCAUUUCGGCAGGAGUUUGAGAGGAGGCAGUCUUCUAUGGAUGACGAGGAGAUGUUUGACAGCAUGAGCAUCACAUCUGGAUUUUCUACUGCUAGCGUCCGUGACAAGGAGCUAGUCGUAAUUGACACAAUACGUCACUGGCUCCACCUUUCCUUGAGUAAAACGUUUCGCAGUUGGCUGAAAUACACUCGYCAAAAGAAGCUACUCCGUGAGCUUCUGUAUUUCGCCAAAGAGAAAAAGUCAAAUCAGAUUAUAAGUCAAACCUUUAAACACUGGAGAAGGGAAUUGUUCACCACUGUUGCAUCACGGCAGUUUUGGCUCAACACMACAAAGUUGCGAUGUCUAAGAGCCUGGCAUUCUUAUGUUGAACACCGUCAGCUGAGGGAGAAGUCAUUCAACUCAGCACAAACACUAAACAGGAACAUACUGCUGAAGAGAUUCUUUAAUGCUUGGAGAACAAAGUACACAGCCAAGAUGAGGCUACAGACUAUCGUUGGACAGUGGCAGAAGAAAGCCAUUGUGACAGAGAAGCACAAAGCCAUUGGAGAGAAGAUCCAAUCACAACACAGUCAAAGAGACUUGCGUCAAAGAUUUCAUUAUUGGGUUCUUAUGACACGCAAGAGCCAAGAAGCACGGCAGUUUUAUCUUGAACGAUUGCUUCCCAGAACUUUCAUAGCCUGGCAUCAAUAUUCCUGCACACAUUCUAAUAACUGCAAGAAGAGUGCAUGGUUCAAGGACCAGAGAGUGUUAAACAUGGCAUUCAGAGAAUGGAAAAAAAGAUUUGAAGAUCAACAUAAAGCACAUGAAUUCAUUGAGACUAGGGAAAUUGAGUUAUCCAUUGAAAUACUGAAGACUUGGCAUGAAUGGGCUACAGGUAGAUUUAUUACUUAAUCUUGACUUCUCAUUUGCUUAAUAUAUUGUAACUUCU
Molecule: messenger RNA, 1139 nt
Organism: Exaiptasia diaphana
Lineage: Eukaryota; Metazoa; Cnidaria; Anthozoa; Actiniaria; Aiptasiidae
Molecular function (GO): phosphatase binding
Source: RefSeq, a predicted model, not a curated record